Messenger RNA from Rubroshorea leprosula, 857 nucleotides. The record is from the annotation of a GenBank genome assembly. Lineage: Eukaryota; Viridiplantae; Streptophyta; Magnoliopsida; Malvales; Dipterocarpaceae.
CUUUAUCCCCCUGAUCUACUCUGGAGGCAGAGUGCCAUAGAUCUUCGGUAGAGCAGCAGCACCUACCACAAAAACUCCAUCCUAAAGUAAUGGAACACAGAGGCUACAUUUUAUGUCUCAAUUUCUUCUCAAUUUCUUGCCUUGUUGUUCUUCUCUCCUUUUCAGGAUCUGUUGAAGCUUACAAAAACUACACAGUUGGAGGUUCUUUGGGUUGGUUUGAUAAUUCUGAAAAAUCUGUUGACUAUCAGAAAUGGGCAGAUGGCUUCAACUUCAGCUUGGGAGAUUUCCUCAGUUAAAGAAGCAUCACAUGAAUGAAUCCCAAGCUUAUCAGUACUUUGUCUUGAGAGCUCAGAAUAUAGCUCUGUCCCAUGGAUAUGAAAUUGUUAACUGGGAGGAGACAUUCAACAACUUUGGCAAUAAAUUGAGCCAAAAAAUUGUGGUGCACAACUGGCUCGGUGGUGGAGUUGCUGAGCAAGUGGUGGCAUCUGGAUUAAGGUGCAUUGUGAGCAACCAGGAUAAGUGGUACUUGGACCACUUGGACACCACCUGGCAGGAAUUCUAUAUGAAUGAACCACUCACAAAUAUUACAAACUCCAAGCAACAGAAGUUAGUUAUUGGUGGUGAGGUAUGCAUGUGGGGUGAACACAUUGAUGGGUAGAUAUAGAACAAACCAUAUGGCCAUGUGCUGCAGCAGCCGCAGGUACUUAUUGUCUACUAUGUUAAGAUUCCAUUACCCCAAUAUCUUAUUGCUGGCACUAUAUUGUUAACAAAUCAAUGGUUUUGAUUUUUUAUGCUUUAACUCUUGGCUUCAUGUCUUGGGAGUUAAGCCUGGUAGCCAAUAAAAUAGAUUGAGCUUG